AUGUCAGAUAAGUUAAAUCCUAAUUUUUCAAGAACCAAGGGUAAAAAGCCAUGUAUGCUUGAUAAAGAAUUGAAUUUGAAACUUGAUUUAAAGGAAUUUUCCAAUCCAUCAUCUUCUAGAGGAUUUACGUCUAAAAAAGGAGUAAACUAUAUAUCAUGCCAUACAGACAGAUGCUCUUCAAGCUCAAGAAAUCAAUAUGAUCCAAAAUGCCACUUAGGCUCUUUAACAAAAACUUCUUGAAGGUCUAAAGGACCAAUCAUAAAGGCACAAGAAGAUUUUGACAAUUUUUAUAACAGUAUAACCCCUUCUUUACGUUGAAAGCUAAACAAACAAGAAACCCCAGAAAUUUUGAAUUUUGGCCAUAAACCGUCGAUACUAAAUCCAAAUUUUAUCCCUUCCGAACCCAGCGCAUCUUCUAAACUAAAAGAAUUAUUACCGUUUGGCACACUAAAGAAAAUCAAAAAUAUAAUAAAAAUAAACGAAAUCAAUGAAGAUGAAGAGUAAUUAUUAUUCAGUUAUAUCCAAGAAUUAAAAGAUUUUGCUUUUGAGGUGCUGUCCCAAACAACGAAAAAAGAUAUGAAAAAAGAUUAA
Messenger RNA from Blepharisma stoltei, 591 nucleotides. The record is from the annotation of a GenBank genome assembly. NCBI's taxonomy places the organism in Eukaryota, Ciliophora, Heterotrichea, Heterotrichida, Blepharismidae.